Maudiozyma saulgeensis is the source of this 1212-nucleotide messenger RNA. The record is from the annotation of a GenBank genome assembly. NCBI's taxonomy places the organism in Eukaryota, Fungi, Ascomycota, Saccharomycetes, Saccharomycetales, Saccharomycetaceae.
AUGUUAUCCGAUGGUAUAAAUAACGGUCAUACUAAUGAACAAAAUGAGGUUAGUGAGGUAAAUGGUACAUUUGUGGCACAACAACAUAAUAGUGGUACAAAUAGUAACGCUAAUGACAUAACAUCGCCUACAAGUCAUUAUAUUAAUAUGUUAAUAAAUGAAACAAAAUUGAAUUCGCCAUCUGGAGAUCCUAGAUAUUUACAAUUGGAAAGUUCUUAUACGUCAGGGUUCCAUUUAAGGGACGAAGUAGAUAAGUUUGAUUUCGAUCAUAGUUUAAAAAAUUCAAUGAAUGCCACUAAUAAUGUUAGCAUUGAUGAGGUAUUUGGGUAUUCUUCAAGUGAUGAACCUACUGAAGAUAAUGACCGUCAUAGCGGUGAUGAUGACGAUGAUGUUGAUGUAGAUAUGGAUGGAUACGAAUCUUUUGAUGAACCAUAUGGUGAUAUUGACGAUUUAUUAGUUACGAUAGAUGAAGUUAAGGGACAAGUCAAUCAAUGGAUAGAUAAUAUAGACAAUACGUUGUCAGCUACUCCGGAAUAUCAACAAAAAGAUUAUAGAAAUGGCAGUCAUAUACCUAGAGUGAUUAAAAAUAAUGAAACUACGAAAUUGAUGAACACGAUUACAGAUAUACGAGAUAUUGUUUUUGAAGAAGACGAUAACGACGAUUAUUAUAAUCCCGAAGAUGCUAAAGUUCAACAGUUAAAGCAAUAUGGGAUAGUUGAUAUCAGAGAGGCUAAUAUUCGAUUGAAAGAUCCUAAAGUGACUAAUGAUCCAUGUUCUAAAUUGAAUAAUUAUGGUGUAGUCUUAAUGAGAUGGCCUGAAUCUAUUGCACAAUUAUGGGAUGAAUAUAAUAAAAUACCCAGUGAAUGGUCUCAAGAUUAUUUAAUGUCAUUUUUAGUGAAUGUACGAAAGAUUAAUGAAAUGGAACAUUGUAAUAUCGAUACAGAACUAACAUUGAUGAGGCAAAGUUCAAUUAGAGAAUUGGAAUCUAAAUUUAGUUCUGGUUGGAGGAAUGAGGAUAAGAAUUUUUCGAGACAAAUUAAUAGACGAAAGAAAAUAUGGAAUGCCAUCGAAGAUGGUAUAGCUGAUGGAAUUGACGUAGAUGAUUGUAUUAAAGUUCUUACUCAGUACGUUGAAGAGGAAAAUAAGGGAUUAAGUUUGUAUUAUAAAGGAGUUCCUUUCAGAAUUAUUGACAGAUUACAUAAGAUUAAAUAG